Messenger RNA from Pseudophryne corroboree (corroboree frog), 7035 nucleotides. It is a transcript of the gene CDYL2, whose product is annotated as chromodomain Y like 2. The coding region runs from base 375 to 1853 and encodes 492 amino acids. Gene Ontology annotation, molecular function: transcription corepressor activity. The transcript is spliced from 7 exons. The record is from RefSeq and is a predicted model, not a curated record. NCBI's taxonomy places the organism in Eukaryota, Metazoa, Chordata, Amphibia, Anura, Myobatrachidae. Gene Ontology annotation, cellular component: nucleus.
GCGUGUGGUGUCUUUAUAUACACAGUAGUGUGAUGGUGGCUCAUUACUAGAUCACCAUGGCCAGUGAGAGCGGAGUCGGAGCCUCGCCCCUCCCCGCUCCCCUGUCAGGAUGCUGCCAGCCAGCCCCCAGCUCUCCUGUCACGGAUCCUCCUCCCACGUUAGCCCCGCUCCCAGAGCGCCCUCUGGUGGCUGUUCCCGGCAAGUGAGCAGGGCAGGAGCUGGGACUCCCCCGUGGCUGCUCCAGAGCUGGUUCUGCUGCCAUCCGCCGCCGCCACCGCCGCUGUGUGUGAUUCUGCGCACACUGACUACACCCGGAGACUGUCAUUCCCUGCACGCAGCAGCAGCAGCGCACCGCAGCCCCGGCUCCCGGCAGCAUGGCUUCUGGGGACCUGUACGAGGUUGAAAGGAUUGUUGACAAAAGGAAGAGCAGGAAAGGGAAGUGGGAAUACCUAAUUCGAUGGAAAGGUUACGGGAGCAGUGAAGACACCUGGGAGCCGGAGCACCACCUGCAACACUGCGAGGAGUUUAUUGAUGAAUUUAAUGGACUGCACUUAAACAGAGAUCGGCGAGCCAAAGCUGGUAAGCUUUUACGAGGGGCCGUAGUGGACAAAAUGCCCCACAGGUCAUCUGACUCUGGGAGAGCCAGGGGAGCAGCACAGAAACGACGAAGGAUACAUUCCUUACAAAAACAGAAAAAGGUGUGUACUGCCAAAUAUUCCCCUGGAGACAGAUCAACAAAGACCUUAACAUACAGAACUACUCCCAGCGGGCUGCAGAUUAUGCCGCUGAACAAACCCUUGGAGAAUGGGGACUCCGCUAGUCACAUUGAAGACGAGCACUUUGAAAAUGGCUCCGAUCAGGGGAAAAAUGACCGUAAUGAACACAAAGUGAGACCAGGUUUACCAAGUGGAAUGGAAGCCUGUGAUUCAAAUCUAAUUAAUGGAAUAGGAGAUUCAUUGACAAAUGGCGGAUUGAGCCCACACAGUCCUGUGAAACGGAAACUAGAUUUGGACAAGGACUACGUCUUCGAUAAGAGACUGAGAUACAGUGUCCGUCAAAACGAAAGUAACUGCCGAUUCCGGGACAUUGUCGUGAGGAAAGAAGAUGGCUUUACUCAUAUACUUCUGUCCAGUCAGACGUCCGACAACAAUGCCUUGACGCCUGAUAUUAUGAAAGAGGUCCGGCGGGCUUUAUGCAAUGCUUCAUCUGAUGACAGUAAGCUCCUGCUGCUUAGUGCUGUCGGUAGUGUAUUCUGCAGCGGCCUAGAUUAUUCAUACCUUAUCGGGAGAUUAUCUACAGAUAGGAGGAAGGAAAGCUCAAGGAUUGCAGAAGCUAUAAGGGAUUUUGUAAAGGCAUUCAUCCAGUUUAAGAAACCAAUUGUGGUCGCCAUCAAUGGCCCAGCUCUUGGCUUGGGGGCAUCCAUCUUACCUCUGUGUGAUAUAGUCUGGGCAAGUGAAAAGGCUUGGUUUCAGACUCCGUAUGCCACUAUCCGCUUGACUCCUGCUGGCUGCUCUUCAUACACGUUCCCUCAGAUACUCGGUGUUGCUCUGGCCAAUGAGAUGCUGUUUUGUGGGAGGAAGCUUACCGCACAAGAGGCAUGCAGCAGAGGGCUUGUCUCACAAGUUUUUUGGCCAACAACAUUCAGUCAAGAAGUAAUGCUCCGAGUAAAAGAGAUGGCUGCUUGUAGUGCUAUGGUAUUAGAGGAAUCCAAAUGUCUAGUCAGAAGCUUCCUGAAAUCAGUCCUGGUGGAUGUAAACGAGCGGGAGUGCCAGAUGUUGAAACAACUCUGGAGCUCACCCAAGGGUCUGGACUCGUUAUUCAGCUACUUACAGGACAAAAUCUAUGAAGUCUGAUACCUUUAAAUCAGGCUAAAGAAAGAGUUUUCUUUCCACUUCCGUCUUUACGUCUGCGAUAACCUUGAAAGAUGCUUGAAAGACAUUGUUUUGCCAGAGCCCAAAAUUAUGCAAUGAGGUUUUCCACAGAGUUGGUCAUACUGCUUCCAGAUUUUUUUGUUUUUUUGUAUGUAACAAAAGUGGUACAGGCUUCCAGAAGCAAAUACAAUUAACAAAGUACUUAUACUUCCAUCUACAUCAAAAAUGGAUAACAUUCCGUCAGCCAGACAGUAAUACUGUGUGAGCUGUACUUAGUUGUUUCACUUGCUACAUGAACCUUAACGAUGACGCUCGUCGAAAAACCUAGUUGAAGUAAUAAUGUGAGAAUUGCACUUUGUACCUUUUUUUUAUUAUUGUUUGUUUCUUGUACUUAAGUAUUGGAUGAUUUGUAUAUAUCGUUUGUUAAUCUGUUUGGGUUUAUUCUUGUUUUUCUUUUUAUUUGUUGUUUUGAAGAAAAGCUUGUCGUUCUUUUCUGUACUGUAAAUUAGCCAACUGAACUAAUUUAUUGUUUCUAAGUUUCUUUUAGAGGGUAAAAGGUUAAAUGUUUGUUCCUUGGGCAUUUUGCUACUUUUACUCAUGUCAUGCAAAAUAUUAUUAACAAUGCAGUUAUAUAUUAUAUCACCAAAAAGAUAACCGAAAGGAAGUCAUGUUGCAUUAAAUGUCAGUGACCCUUUUCCUUUACUAGUAGUGUGACUAUAGCUUAUUUUAGUAAUGGUGAACUCUACCUGAUACUUAACAUGGACUGGAGUUUAGUACAUUGAAAGCGUUCUUCCGAUCCCAUUCAUGCCUCUAAGGUGCAGUGCCGCUUUCACAUUUCCUAACCAGUUAGUAGUGUUGUCCACGCUACUGCUCCGUGGACUUCCUUGGAUUGUCACAUAAAACUAUUGUUGAAAUCUCAGCUGUCUUUUUGAAACUGGUGGUAGUGAUCCGUUGUAGGCAUUGGGGUACUAUUAGUGGUACAUAGGCACAUUGUGGCUAUCACCAUUAUCAAUGUUCCCUCCCUCCUAGUUAUGGUAGUUCAACAUUGCUAGUUUUCCUGUUAGUGAUGUGCACAUCUGAACAUUGAGGCGGCGCAUUACCAAGCAUUGAGUUCUUCCUUUAGCAUGCUACACCGCCUGUACUGAAUGUAAUACUUUAUUUAGAGAUUGACAUACUUUACUCCAUCCAAAACAACAUUUUAGGUUAGAGUGUGAAAUAUGGAAUAUAAUGGCCCUCCUAUUGUUUGUUUAGCGGAAAAAAACAUGGUGUAUUAUAUUUUUUGCUUCAAAGAAACACAUUUUUGUUUGAUAUUUAUUUAAUAUUGGUAUUGUUACAAAGUAGAUCAAUGUAAGUUGAGAAAGGUUGGAAAUCUUGCUGAAGUUAUUAUUAUGGUUUUCGUUUUGAGCUAGUCUCUUGUUCCCGAGUCACCUUUUUGGAUUAGCACUUUCACUUGUCUUUGGCUUCCUUAAACUAUAGAAUCGGGGUUCCCUAUCUAUAAAAGGUCUGCAAUAUAUGUAUUAAUGUUUUAUCUGAGCCCAUGGCAGAUUUCUAUGAGACUCCAAAAAGUCUCUGACACAAACAAUAGCUGAGCUACAAACUUAUAAACAUAUAACCACAUUUUUCCUUUUUAUUUAGAUUCCUUAAUGGCUUAGUUCUGAUUUAUUGAUUGAUUUAUUUAUUGAUUAUUUUGUUUGCACUUAAACCUAUUAAAGGGGAUACAAUUUAUUUUCUUGUUUAGAAAUUAUAUUUGCGUCUAGUAUUUUUGAAUAACAGUGUGGCGAUCACCUAACCUGUAAUGUAUUCCCACCAUUCUUAAAAGCAGAGAUUCAACUUUCUGCAUAUACUGCAGCAGUACAACUGUCUACAUGCAUUAUAAAUUAUACAGACAAUUAAGAAAUACACUUUUAAAGCAAUAUACAUAUUGCAAAAUCUCUCACAAAGCAAAAAACUGCAACGCCAUUGUCUAAGAAAAGGCUUAUGUAAAAAAAAAAAAAAUUGGCAUUGCCAAGCAAGAUCUCUUAUUAGUUUUGAUUUGGCCACUUGGGGUAAUAGUUUCACUGGAAUCGGUGGAUAUAAUUUUAAGUGUUCCUGUCACUCAUACUGAGUGGAGGAGAUUUUGUGAGUACUACUAUGCAUGAGAUACCAAUGUAUCUAUUUACCCAAAACCACUUACUUAUCAGUUAUUGCAUGAUGCCUCACUGAUGUCACUAGUUUCCAAUGAAAUUCUAGUCAACCUUGUCAUGUAUAAUUGAGCCACCACAAAAUGGCUGGCGCCACUCUUUAUGAAAUCGGGGUACGCUAGUUUGCUAUAAAAUUAUAGGUGGCAUUAUCAUGAAUAAUUGUUCUGUUCAUAAAAUAGCUGUAUCCGCUGUUAAGCUGGUAUACUUUCAUUUUACAUGGUACCAUGACCUCAAGGUAAUUAUCUCUGUACAAAGGUAUCUACCAGUGUGCUAUAUAUUUUCUUAGUAUUGACAGAAAAGUAAGCUCUUUAUCAUUUCAAAAUUGCGAGUUAAAGAAUUUCAUAUGCAACCAAUUUUGGAACAUAGUACACAGUGAGAGGCUUCAUGGUACUAAGUAGUGUCUUGUCUACUAAAUAUGGACCAUUGUGAUAAAUUAAAGAAAUAAGGUUUUCUAGAUAAAGCAGUCGAGCUAGAAAUUUACUUAGAAAUAGUCCUCACAAUAUAAUUUUCUAGUACUGUAUUUUUAUAUUGUCUUGCUUAAGAAAUUAUACAAUUUCCUAAGAUUUAUUCUGAUAUUAUAUGCGACGAUGUGCUAGUCGUGUCAGGAAUAUAGUUAGCUACCUUUAAAAUAGAUAUUACUAUGUGCUUUCCACCUCAACUGUAUAUUUGUCUGCCUACUCUGACAGCAGAUUCAAUGCAAAGUUCAGGAAUUUAAUCUUUGGACGUAAUUAUAUGUUGUGUUGACCUUUUACCUCCAGCCUGGUCUCAUCCCAUGAUUCACCUUCUCUCAUGCCAGUGGAAAUUACAUGGAUGACUUGUAAGAAAUGUAAUAAUUAUACUGUGUAAAAUAAACUUUGUCCAAAGUAUGUAUGUGUAUAUACGUAUAUAUAUAUAUAUAUAUAUAUAUAUGUAUAUAUAUACACACACACACACUCUCACACACACACACACACACUAUGGGGCGGGAUGUAAGGAAGUCUGGGCUCAGCGGCCGUGUGGAAUGUUUUUCUUAAAGGGGCGUUUUUUUAAAGGGUCAAUCAUGUACAAGGCUAAACCAUGCCUUAUAUAUGAUUGUCCCUUUAAAAAAAAAGUCUGAUUUUGGCUGGCAUCCCUCACGGCCGCCAAAAUUGACCUUCAUUACAUCAUGACCCUUUUUUUUUUUUUGUGUAUUACAAAAAGGAUUAAUCUUUUACAAGAUGUAACAGUGAUUCACUACUGGGGGCAUGUGUAUUUAGGUCACAUGGUUGGGAUUUAAGAAGAAAUUGGCCAGAUGACACCUCCAAGGCAUCUCUACACUGUUAUCUCAGUUAUUCCUAUAGUAGUUCUAUAGUAAAAAAAAACAAAAAAAAAAACCUUUAGACUGCAGUAUAUUCCUGACUGAGCAUUUAAAACUGAUAAUGAGGUACAUUUGUUACUGGCAAGGCAGCAUUGGUAGGUAAAUGUAGUGCCUCCUACCAGUGGUUUUUGCAAAGUGCGUUGGUAGUAGUUGCUAUGCAGGAGACAGGGUUGCAUUCUGCUUAAUUCGAGCCUUCAAAUAACGUCCUUUGAUCGUGGCUUGGCUAACACAGAUUGAUUUUGCAUUUAAGCAUCACUAUCAUAAGUGUCUUUGCAAACAUUUCUGAACACUGAAUUUCAGCGAUUUCUCAUAACAGUGGUUGAUUGCAUGAUUGGAUGACAUCAGCCUAAGAUUCCCCAUCCCCAGUUGAAUAUUAAUCUUUGAUUAAGUGUUACUACAGGUGUCUAUGUAUGAGGCAGUCUGGCUGAUUUGUCCAUGCUUAACCAUAUCUCUGUAGGUCCAGUUGACCAGCUCGAUCCAAUGUGGGGCUGUUCAUGCAUUCAGACAAUGACCUCUUACACAGAUGCUGUCUCCAACCAAUCGGAUUAACCAUCUGCCUCAAUCAGAUGUUGAUUGGGAUCUGUAUUUUGCUUGAAGGGCCCUGAAAGUUCCAGUUUGUGGACCUAAUUAAAUACAAUUUGCAGCAACACUUUUGGUUCUUUAAUUUUACUUGUUAUGACCUAAAUUUAAAGUAAGGACAUUGUUACUUCUUAAUAUAAUUUUACUUUGCAUGACAAUCAUUUAGCAAAGGAUAGCCUAAGAGGAAAAUAAUUGCUAAGUUAGUUUUAUGCUUGUAUAAUACUGUAUACAAUAUCGCAUUUAUUUUUAAGAUACAGUCCAAGUUAUUACAUAUUAUAACUAAUGACUAUACUAGAUUAGGGAUGGUCAGAAGUUUGAGAAAUGUGCAAGACAGGACAGGUCAAGGAGCCUCCUCUUCUGACAAUAAAUUGAUUCCUUGAGAUAUAAUCAGGGCCGGCAAGAUAUGUUUUGGGACCCAGUAUUAGAAGGCGUGGCAAUACCUACUGAUAAUAACUGGCAUGGCCGCACCUUCUGUGGUACUUGGCUGUGCCUCACUGGUACGCCCAAGACUAGGUGCUCAGCACCCAUCCCCACCCUACACCUUGUUUCAGUUACCCUGGAUCUGCAUAAGUUUUAUGUUUUGUGCCAUAUAAAUAGUAUGUUUUGUUUAUAUACAAUAAGGGUCUGGAUGACAAUAAUGCUGUAGCAACACAGAACUUGUUAUUAAAGGUGGUGUUUAAAGAAAAGAUUUGCCCUUGAUAAAACAAAGUUGGUGGCGGAAUGUUUUUUUCCUUGAUUAAAUUAUUUGACACAUUGUAAAAAAAAAACACAAAACAAUUUACCUCAGAAACAUUGUCUUUAUUAAUCAAAUGUGCAAAUUGAUUUAACAAAAAAUCUGUAUAACUCAUUUGUUUGUAUGCUCCAUACGUAUGUCUAGAUGAGUUCUAGAGCAUUUGACACCUUUAGUCAUGUCAGUUGUAUUUGAAAAAAAAAAAGUUUAUUUUUCAAAGCAAUGGUGUUGAUGUCACUAGUUAGCUGUGUUUUGAGCACCUGUCAUUGUUUCUUUGUUAAAUAUAUAUUUAUUUGAAGUACAGGUUUAAAAGAAGAAUGUUUAAUGUUUUGCAAUCAA